AUGGUUUACACCCUGGUCGUCCACAUGAGAGCCGCCUCGGGCGAUUCAGCCGUGCUCCAAAAACUCAAGAACAAACUGAUCGAAGCUUCCCGAACAUACAGCAAGGACAAAGAGACGGUCUCAUGGUUCGUCAUGCAAUCGGUGCAUGACCCACGCGACUUUACCAUCGUCGAGCGCUAUGAAAAGGAAAGCAGCCAGAAGUACCACCUCGAAAACCCAUACUGGAAAACAUUCGACCCUUAUGUCAUUCCGUUGUUGGAAGGUGGAAAGAUGGACUUGAGGAGAUACGAGGAACUCGAUACCAGCAAGGAUGUCGUGGUCGAGUAA
This is a messenger RNA of Exophiala aquamarina CBS 119918, 327 nucleotides long. RefSeq lists its product as uncharacterized. The record is from RefSeq and is a predicted model, not a curated record. The transcript has a single exon. Lineage: Eukaryota; Fungi; Ascomycota; Eurotiomycetes; Chaetothyriales; Herpotrichiellaceae. Bases 1 to 327 code for a protein of 108 amino acids.